GCGAGAGGGGCCGGACCGCUCCUGCUCCCCCUCCUAGAGCAGGUGGAGGGUUCCACCGGGGCCGGACGGGUUUUUCUUCCGUCCCUGGUUGUGUCUGAAGGCGGGCAACUCCGCCUCUGCCGGCGUUGGAGGCGCGGGUGCACGUCUCUCCGCUGGGGGCUCGGGGCUCCCCUCGCCAUGGCUUUCACCUUCGCUGCUUUCUGCUACAUGCUGUCGCUCGUGCUUUGCGCCGCGCUCAUCUUCUUCGCCAUCUGGCAUAUAAUUGCCUUUGAUGAGCUACGGACGGACUUCAAAAGCCCAAUAGAUCAGUGCAACCCAGCCCACGCAAGAGAGCGGCUGAGAAAUAUUGAACGUAUUUGCUUCCUCCUGCGAAAGGAACCAAAUUCUGUAUUUGCUGAAGUGCUGGAGUCUCCAUUGGUUUCAGAGGACUGCAAGCUGGUGUUGCCAGAGUACUCCAUCCAUAGCCUUUUCUGCAUAAUGUUUUUGUGUGCUCAGGAAUGGCUCACACUGGGCUUAAAUGUUCCUCUGCUUUUUUAUCACUUCUGGAGGUAUUUUCGUUGCCCAGCAGAUAGUUCAGAACUCGCUUACGAUCCACCUGCAGUCAUGAAUGCUGAUACCUUGAGUUACUGUCAAAAAGAGGCCUGGUGUAAGCUAGCUUUCUAUCUCCUUUCUUUCUUCUACUAUCUUUACUGCAUGAUCUACACUUUGGUGAGCUCUUAACUAAAAGAUCAUCAUUAAAGACUGAAAACAACAAAAGCUGUGGAGGUGCAAGGAGUGAGCCAAGUGAUGCAUGAUUCAAAGAUAAAUAAGUAAAUGAAAAUUAAAGAGAGGAAAACUUUGAACCCAAGAAGUAAAUAGAGUAUAUGACAGAGACACCAAGCAGAAGCAGAGUACCAUGAAGAGUGGCUGAGUUAACUGUGUUUCUCCUGUCUCUGUGUGUUGCAGCAAAUGACUUUCAAAACCCAAGGGAAACAAAAAAAUGCAACCAAAUAGACUGAGUUACAGAACUGUUUUCCUCUUCAAGGAUAAUGCUGCUCAGCUAAAUGGAUUCAUCAUAAACCGUAGUCCCUACUGUCUUCCAAGGAGCAAAGUUUCUUUUUUCUUUUUUAAUGAUUGUUCUGUUCUGAGGAAGCAGAGGACAAGAUCAUCAUAAACACCAGGAAUACUUACACAAUACGUCAUGAAAAUGAGCACUAACUGGGGUUCAGACAAGAUGUGUGACUGUUCUGCAGGGGUGUUUGUGUGAUGCUUAUCAAACAGGGUGUUGGAUCUUGGGGGAAUUGCUUUCUGUGGCUUUUUUUACCCACCCCUCUUUAACAAUAACAACAAAAUUAUUUAGAAAUUGCAGUGCUCCGUUUUUUUAACGACAUGUUAUUACUGUAGAUAAACAUGCGGUAUGUUUCUGUACUUCACUUGUGGUGCAUCAAUAACAUAGUGAUAGUAUAAAUACAUUGGAAUCGGCCUAACUAUAUCAAGCACAUACCAGAAUAGUGUUCCUCUGACUGCAAAAAAGACUGGUAAGAAUUACAUAAGUGAAGAGGAUUGUAAUAUAGAUACUGUAUUCGUUAGAAUUCUGGAGAAUGAAAUACCAGACCAGAUUGUGGUCUGAAAUUCUAUUGUGCAAUUUCAUUUCUGCUGUCAAAUUUAUGCUGGAAGUCACAAAAUGUUUUUGUUCUGUAUGAGGUAGGCAUUUAAGUUGUUCAGUUCUUUUUAUAACUUAAAAGGAUUUUUAUU
Messenger RNA from Lagopus leucura (white-tailed ptarmigan), 1734 nucleotides. It is a transcript of the gene CNIH3, whose product is annotated as cornichon family AMPA receptor auxiliary protein 3. Gene Ontology annotation, biological process: regulation of AMPA receptor activity; vesicle-mediated transport. Lineage: Eukaryota; Metazoa; Chordata; Aves; Galliformes; Phasianidae. The record is from RefSeq and is a predicted model, not a curated record. Gene Ontology annotation, cellular component: dendrite; synapse.